Balaenoptera ricei (Rice's whale) is the source of this 802-nucleotide messenger RNA. Its product is annotated as hepatoma-derived growth factor-related protein 3-like. Gene Ontology annotation, molecular function: double-stranded DNA binding; transcription coregulator activity. Gene Ontology annotation, cellular component: nucleus. Gene Ontology annotation, biological process: regulation of transcription by RNA polymerase II. NCBI's taxonomy places the organism in Eukaryota, Metazoa, Chordata, Mammalia, Artiodactyla, Balaenopteridae. Bases 10 to 669 code for a protein of 219 amino acids. The transcript has a single exon. The record is from RefSeq and is a predicted model, not a curated record.
GCGGCCGGGAUGGCGCGUCCGCGGCCCCGCGAGUACAAGGCGGGCGACUUGGUCUUCGCCAAGAUGAAGGGCUACCCGCAGUGGCCGGCCCGGAUUGAGGAACUCCCGGAGGGAGCUGUGAAGCCUCCAGCAAAUAAGUAUCCUAUCUUCUUUUUUGGCACCCAUGAAACUGCAUUUCUAGGUCCCAAAGACCUUUUCCCUUAUAAGGAAUACAAAGACAAGUUUGGGAAGGCAAACAAACGGAAAGGAUUUAAUGAAGGAUUGUGGGAGAUAGAAAAUAACCCAGGAGUAGAGUUUACUGGGUACCAGGCCAUUCAGCAACAGAAGAUAGAAAAUAACCCAGGAGUAAAGUUUACUGGGCACCAGGCCAUUCAGCAACAGAGCUCUUCAGAAACCGAGGGAGAAGGCGGGAAUACUGCAGAGGCAAGCAGUGAGGAAGAAGGUGAUAGAGUGGAAGAAGAUGGAAAAGGCAAAAGAAAGAAUGAAAAAGCAGGCUCGAAACGGAAGAAGUCAUUCACUUCAAAGAAAUCCUCUAAACAGUCCCGGAAAUCUCCAGGAGAUGAAGAUGACAAGGACUGCAAAGAAGAAGAAAAUAAAAGCAGCUCUGAGGGUGGAGAUGCCGGCAAUGACACAAGAAACACAACUUCAGACUUGCAAAAAAAACAGUGAAGGGACCUAACUACCGUAAUGAAUGCUGCAUAUUAAGAAAACCACAAGAAGGUUAUACGUUUGGUUGUCUAAUAUUCUUGGAUUUGAUAUGAACCAACACAUAGUCCUUGUUGUCAUUGACAGAACCCCAGUU